AUGGCCGAAAAAACAAGAUCCAAACACCAGCAGGAAGUGCAGAAUCAGUUGGAGACUCAGCAAAAUGAAAUCCUGGAAUUGAAAACAAAUGUUAGUACAGUGAAGAAUGAUGUUCAAGAAAUUAAAGAUAUGUUACGUACCCUUUUUGCACAGCCACACAACCCACCCCCUCCCCCAAUCAACCCAGAAAUGCCUCUGGAAGUAGAAAACCCAGAUCCACGAAAGUUCAACCUCAGGGGAGUCAAACUUGAUUUUCCUCAUUUUCUGGGAGUUAAUCCAGCUGCAUGGCUUUUUAAAGUCAAUCAUUACUUCGAGUUUCACCAAACACCACUAGCACAGAGGCUAUUGAUGGCCUCAUACCACAUGGAAGGCGAUGCCCUCGUAUGGUUCCAAAAUGCUGUAGAAGGAGGAUUCUGCCGUGAUUGGGACACUUUUUGCAGAUCGUCACUCCUUCGUUUCGGGCCAACAGCAUAUGACGACCCCAUGGAGGCAUUAACGAGACUCAAACAGACCAGUUCAGUGGUGGGAUAUAUGGCAGAGUUUGAAAGAUUAUCCAACCGUUUGAGGGGCCUAUCGGAUUUACACAAGCUGAGUUGUUUCCUCAGCGGAUUGAAGGACGAGAUUCGCAUUCCCAUCCGCAUGUUGAAUCCUGUGAACUUAAAUGGAGCCUAUGGACUAGCUAAAAUGCAAGAAGAAUACCAUACCAAUACAAAGAAAUUCCACAAACCAAUGGUGGAAAAGAUUGCUACACCAAGAGAAGGAAAUCCCUACUCCAAGGAUAAUUACAGCAAAUGGAAGCAACCAGGGGAAGUAGAAGAUGAAGAAGGGAAGCAAGCUAGUGAGAAAGAGGAAGAAAAUCAGCAAAUACAAAUCCUGUCCAGCAGCAAGGAUGAACUAGAGAUUUCCUUGGCUGCCAUAGCUGGAACUCCGACAAUGCGCACUAUGAGGUUGGUGGGAAGAAUUAAAGGAGAGCAAGUGGUAAUUCUACUAGACUCGGGCAGCUCACACAACUUUAUAGAUACUUCACUGGCCUCAAAAUUGCAGCUACCAGUGGAUUAUCUAGUAAAUUUAAAAGUGAGGGUAGCAAAUGGUCAAGGUCUAAACAGCGAAGGGUUAUGUCGAACCGUGCAAUUGAAAGUGCAAGGUAACGUACUACAACUUCCUCUACAUUUAUUAGAGCUAGCUGGUUGUGAUAUUGUUUUAGGGGUCCAAUGGUUAGAAACCUUGGGCCCUAUCAUGUGGGAUUUUUCCAAGUUGCUUAUGAGCUUUAUGUGGAAGGGAAAGACCAUAGAAUUUAAGGGGCUGAAAUUGAGCCCUUCAGUGGUGGAGGAUAGUGAGAAGACAUUAAAAGCAACUAUAGCCAAAGGAAAGGGAAUGUUCUUACAAAUUAUGUGUGAGAAAGGUGAGGAAACCGACUGUGAGAAGAUGGAGGAACAGUUUUCAGAGCUGUUGGAGGGUUUUUGUGAGGUUUUUAAUGAAUCUCAAGGGUUACCACCACCACGUAACCAUGACCAUCAUAUAAUUCUCAAGGAAGGCACCCAACCUAUCACAAAUAGACCCUACCGAUACCCACACUACCAGAAAAUAGAGAUUGAAAACAUUGUGGCUGAGUUGUUAAAAUCGGGAGUGAUUAGACCAAGUUCUAGCCCCUUUUCCUCCCCUGUUUUGCUGGUCUGUAAAGUUGAUGGCAGUUGGCGACUUUGUGUGGAUUAUAGGGCACUUAAUAGGGAGACAGUGAAGGCAAAGUUUCCCAUUCCAGUUAUAGAUGAAUUAUUAGAUGAGCUUUUUGGGGCGGUAAUUUUUUCUAAGCUGGAUUUGUGA
Juglans regia (Persian walnut) is the source of this 1821-nucleotide messenger RNA. RefSeq lists its product as uncharacterized. The record is from RefSeq and is a predicted model, not a curated record. Bases 1 to 1821 code for a protein of 606 amino acids. Gene Ontology annotation, molecular function: aspartic-type endopeptidase activity. The transcript is spliced from 2 exons. Gene Ontology annotation, biological process: proteolysis. Lineage: Eukaryota; Viridiplantae; Streptophyta; Magnoliopsida; Fagales; Juglandaceae.